Cylas formicarius (sweet potato weevil) is the source of this 2353-nucleotide messenger RNA. RefSeq names its product DDB1- and CUL4-associated factor 12 homolog (gene DCAF12). Gene Ontology annotation, molecular function: protein binding. The record is from RefSeq and is a predicted model, not a curated record. The transcript has 5 exons. Bases 146 to 1537 code for a protein of 463 amino acids. Gene Ontology annotation, cellular component: Cul4-RING E3 ubiquitin ligase complex. Lineage: Eukaryota; Metazoa; Arthropoda; Insecta; Coleoptera; Brentidae.
UCUGUCAGAAUCGUGUUUUAUUUGUUGACAAGAGGUUAACAACUGUUAAUAUUUUGGUAAAUUGUAAAUACUUUGUUCAUAACCGUGAGAAUCGAUUUACGAUUUUACCUCUUCAUGACUCUGUGAAGAAGAUUUAGGACGUAAAAUGUCUAAAACGAAAAUUAGACCUGUGUUUGGAAAAAGGCCCCCUUGCAGCAUAUCCGGACGCCUCCAAGAACGCAAAAACAAAGCCAAAGCUUUACGACUGCUGGAGCAAAGUAGGAAGCCUGAUAAACCGGAAGAUUUCAUCAUAUACGAAGACAGCGAAAGUGAGGAAGAACCCGAACAGGUUCAAAAAGAAGUAAUGACGACGUCGUACAAUUUUGUGAAUUACGUGGUAAACCGCGAAGCCCAGAUUAGUAACAUCAGUUCGGUAUCGGGUGACUACGGUAGUAGACACAUAUUAACUCACGAAAUGUUUAAGGAGACUCCUAUUAAUUUAGGAAAUAUUAAUAAGGUGUUUUGUUCUCAGUGGCUUAGUGAGAGACAAGUCGUGUUUGGUACAAAGUGUAAUAAGCUAAUGGUAUUUGAUGUAGUCACACAUAAGCUUGAUCAAAUCCCGUCACUGGUAAGUAAAAGAGACCCACCAGGAACGGAUCAAUGUGGGAUUCACUCGGUACAGUUGAAUCCAUCAAGAAGUUUACUGGCGACGGCCGCUAGAAACACAUGCGAUAUUGCGGUGUAUAGAUUGCCCACCUUGGAUCCUGUUUGUGUAGGCGAAAACGCGCAUAAAGACUGGGUUUUCGAUAUGUGCUGGUUAGAUGAUGAAUUUCUAGUGUCUGGAUCUAGGGAAACCAAAAUGGCUCUCUGGAGGAUAACCGAAGACAUAGUGGACUCGAUUCACGAGAUUCCCACUUAUAAAUUGAUAUCUCCCUUGUCUUUAAAAGAGUGCAAAAAUGCCCAAAAGAUUAGGGCUUUGACUUUCAAUAAAAGUUAUCGCGAGAUUGCCGCGCUAAGUUUAAAUAGCUACAUUCACAUAUGGUGCGCAGAGACCUUUAAGCAGAAAAUCUCUCGGAAAUUGCCAUCCUCUCAGGAGAGUGUUUGUAUGGCCGUUCAAGAUUCCGGGCUCUACGCGAUCGGUUGCAAGUCUUAUACCUUGCUUUUGGAUUGCCGAACCUUGCAGGCGGUAAAAAAGGUAUCUUCACGGUAUUCCGGGUGCGGUAUCCGAUCGGCCAGUUUCCAGGGCGAUAUUUUGACAGUGGGGACCGGGCUGGGAAUGCUCAUGUUUUACGACUUGAGGGCCGGGAAAUACUUAGAAUCUAGCAUCAAUUCUUCGAGGACCGUCGUACUUAAAGCUAGCAAAGGCUACGUGGUAAGUGUCCGGUUUCCACGGUGGCGCCUCUCGCGGAGCGAUCGAGCGUUUCGUUUCAGUUCCCCGACGAGGAGUACAUGGAUAACAUCCAAAACGUCAAGUAUGUUCCCGCGAUCUACACGCACUGUUACGACACUAGCGGCACGCGGCUAUUUACAGCGGGAGGGCCCUUGCCAGCCACCCUGACCGGGAACUAUGCCGGACUGUGGCAGUGAGACGCCACAGCUACGCCUUUUUAUUGGUUUCAGAUAAAUCGCGUGAUUUGGUUGUAACUGCAUACAAACUUACCACGCCCUAAACAAAUUUUUCCGAAACUUGAUUCAUCUUGGCGAUACAAGGCCAAACUGAAAAUUUUACAUUUUGAACAUGGAACUAAUCAAAAAAGAGAAAACUUUUUUGCGUAGAAUUCAAUGCCGUUUUCGGAAUAAAAGUCGAGUUUCGUUACAUUAAAACAAAUGCUAUAUUGCGAAAAUCGCAUCGCUCUAUCUUUGCUAAUAAGGGAGAUUCCUUGCAUUGACAACACAUAGCUAUUAGAUUAUAUAGUGGCUCUAUUACAGUAAAAAAUGAUGCGCCGCAUGCGGCAUUGAUAUUUUCCUGGAGACGUUUCGACCAUUAACCUGCGCUUUGCGCCAUUUUGUUCUGAUCUCCCCACACUUAACUCGUUUUUCCAGAAUAUUUAAACUUAUUGAUCUGUCAGCGGCCAUGUUGGUUGCUUUUCCAUUGUUGUUUCAUAAGCUCCUGCGUUAUCACCAUAGACAGGGCCUUUGUAUAUCUAGUAGUUAUAUGAUUUACAACCACACACAAUCAGAGCUUUGGUUGGGAAGCGGGGGGAUUAAGACCUCUUUCUCUCCCCCCGUCUUUGUGGAAUCUCUCGCGUGUAAAUAUUAAUUUAAACAAUUUUUAUAAAUAUUUUAACCGUGCAAUGUAUGUAGCGUCGUGGGUAGGUAUAAAUUUGUAGAUAAUUAUCGAAGUGUAAUUUAUGAAUAAAAAACGACUUGCAAC